This is a messenger RNA of Pseudomyrmex gracilis, 1961 nucleotides long. RefSeq names its product facilitated trehalose transporter Tret1-2 homolog. Gene Ontology annotation, molecular function: sugar transmembrane transporter activity. The record is from RefSeq and is a predicted model, not a curated record. NCBI's taxonomy places the organism in Eukaryota, Metazoa, Arthropoda, Insecta, Hymenoptera, Formicidae. Gene Ontology annotation, biological process: transmembrane transport; carbohydrate transport. The transcript is spliced from 2 exons. The coding region runs from base 134 to 1648 and encodes 504 amino acids. Gene Ontology annotation, cellular component: membrane.
AACAAAGCAACAAUAGAAUCUUGCAACUGUCAACGUAAUCGUCGAUUAAGUUGUCACUGGAACUUGGAACUUGUUGCAUUUUUUUGAGAAUUUUAUAUUGAAGAAUAGAUUAAUAGACAUCUCACACAUCGAAAUGGCGACGGAUUAUAUCUGGAAUGCCGAAAAUACGGCACCAAUGUGUUCUACGGACGAGAACACACCUCUUUUGUCACCCAGCGACCAAGCCAUGGGAAAAAUAGAGAAAAUUGGCAUAUCGCAACAAACCUUAGUCUCCAAUAGUAGCCAGAUUGGUCAAGCUAAGAGAUUACCACAGUACCUGGCAGGUAUAGCAGUAACACUCGGUGCUGUUGCCGCUGGUAUGGUACUCGGUUGGUCAUCAUCUGCGGGGGAAAAUGGUAUAGACUUACAGGAGAAGUAUGGGAUACCAAUAGACGCAGAUGAAUUCUCCUUGAUUAGUUCACUUGCUACUGUCGGAGCAGGUGCAAUAUGUAUUCCGAUCGGUAUAUUAGCGGACCUGAUUGGACGGAAGACUGCUCUGCUUCUCAUGGUGAUUCCUUUCUCUGUCGGUUGGCUGCUCAUCAUCUUCUCUAAAUCGGUACUUUUCUUCUAUUUCGGUAGAUUCAUCACAGGUCUUAGCGCCGGAGCUUUUUGCGUGGGUGCUCCUCUAUAUACAUCAGAGAUAGCUGAGAGUGAGAUUCGCGGCACGCUCGGCUCCUACUUUCAGCUAAUGCUCACUGUUGGUAUCUUGAUCACAUACGUUUUGGGAGCUAUUCUCAAAAACAUGAGAAAUCUAUCUAUUAUUUCGGCGAUCGUGCCACUGAUUUUCUUUGCGAUAUUCUUCUUCAUGCCGGAGACACCCGUAUACUACUUGAAAAAACACAAUGAUGACGCCGCUAGGAAAAGCUUGGUCAGACUUCGUGGUCAUCAAUAUGAUGUCGAUACCGAAUUGCAGCAGCAUCGGGCAGAUCUCGAAGAGGCAAGCCGUAACAACACAUCUUUCCUCGUCGCGAUCAAAUCUCGGGCCGCCAAAAAAGGAUUUGUAAUUGCCUACGGAUUAAUGUUGUUUCAACAGAUGAGCGGCGUGAAUGCCAUCAUCUUCUAUUCGGCGAAAAUCUUCAAAGACGCCGGCAGCACACUGCCACCCGAUCAAGCCACCAUUAUCACAGGAGCAGUUCAGGUGGUAUCCGUCUUUGCGAGCUCUCUUAUAGUCGACAAACUGGGUAGACGGAUACUACUGCUGUCAUCGAUUGUCGUUAUGUUCCUUACGACUUUGAUUCUCGGUGUUUACUUCUAUUGCAUAGAUUUCAACACCGCCUUUGACAAUGCCAAGUGGUUCGCAAUAAUCCCACUAUGCAUCUUUCUCGUGUUCUUUUCAUUGGGCUUCGGACCGAUUCCGUGGAUGAUGAUGCCAGAAAUUUUUGCGCCGGAGAUAAAAGGAAUCGCUGGCAGUAGCGCUUGCGUCUUCAACUGGCUCAUGGCCUUUAUAGUAACUUACUUUUACGAAAGCUUAGUUAGAGCCGUUCACUCCUAUGGUACUUUUUGGAUAUUCUCCGGAUUCUGUGUGGUUGGUAUAAUAUUUGUCUACUUCCUGGUGCCAGAAACCAAGGGCAAAACACUAGAAGAAAUUCAAAGAGAGCUGAAUAAUUAAAGAAUUUGAAAAUCAGAGAGAAUGAAGAGAAAAAAGUAUAAUUUGUAUAUAUAUUUUAACACAAAUCGAACAUGCUUUUUGAUUUGUCUGUAAUUAGACAUAUGUCUCACUGGUGUUCACGCUAUUAUUAAUUAUAUUAGCAAGCUGUUAGAACACUUCUUCUUCAAAAAUAUUUUAUAUUUGUAUGUUAUUGAACUUUCAACUAGAAGUUCAAAGUGCAAUAAUAGAAACAAAGUGUUUUUAUAUUUUAUAAAUCGUUAUAUAUACAUCGAGGAACAAUUUUUCAGAAGCAAUAAAGAUCUAUUUGAACAGA